CUCAGCCAGAGGUGACAGUGCGCCAGGCGCGCUCCCCUUACCUCUGCUGCCUCCCGCGCCCGCCUCCAGCCCGGGGCUGCGAGAUGGAGAUGCCUCUUCUGGACGAGGAGAGGCCGGAGCGAGGCUCGGCCCCGGGGGGCGUGUGAAGCCCUCGCUCCCCGCCGAGCGGAGUCCAGGUUAUUAUCUCAAUAGCUGGCUGUUACUGCAUCAUUUUAUCCCUGUUUGGAUGGGCAGUGCACAUGGGGUUCUGGCCUGCAUCUAUCAAGCCAUCAGCAUUGUGUGUCUAUGUGUUGUUCUAAUGCACCUUUGCAGAACAUUGAGAUAGCACCUGUAAUCUGGAGAGCAAAAUGAAGACCUCACUUCUGCAAGGCACACUGUUAAUUGACUGUGACAAGUGGAUGCUCUCGACUUCACUUUCAUACUGGAAUUUAACUGCGUGGCUUGGAUACAUCCCAGCAAUAGCCAUCUUUACUCAGUGUGUGAACUAAAAUCCAAGACAAGAGAUGAGGAGAUUUGUCUACUGCAAGGUGGUUCUCGCCACCUCUCUGAUGUGGGUGCUUGUGGAUGUCUUUUUACUCUUGUACUUCAGUGAAUGUAACAAAUGUGAUGACAAGAAAGAGAGGUCACUGCUGCCUGCUCUAAGGGCUGUUAUUUCAAGAAACCAAGAAGGACCUGGAGAAAUGGGAAAGGCUGUGCUCAUUCCCAAAGAUGACCAGGAGAAAAUGAAAGAGCUGUUUAAAAUCAACCAAUUUAACCUUAUGGCCAGUGACUUGAUUGCACUUAACAGAAGUUUGCCAGAUGUAAGAUUAGAAGGAUGCAAGACAAAAAUCUACCCUGAUGAACUCCCAAAUACAAGUGUAGUUAUAGUAUUUCAUAAUGAAGCCUGGAGUACUUUGCUUCGAACUGUUUACAGUGUUAUAAACCGAUCCCCACACUAUCUGCUUUCUGAGGUUAUCUUGGUGGAUGAUGCCAGUGAAAGAGAUUUUCUGAAAGCCUCAUUAGAAAAUUAUGUGAAAAAUUUGGAAGUGCCAGUAAAAAUUAUUAGGAUGGAACAACGGUCAGGACUGAUCCGUGCUCGGCUCAGAGGAGCAGCAGCUUCUACGGGCAAGGUCAUAACUUUCCUGGAUGCACACUGUGAAUGCACUUUAGGCUGGCUUGAGCCCCUGCUGGCAAGAAUAAAGGAAGACAGAAAAACUGUUGUCUGUCCAAUCAUCGAUGUGAUCAGUGACGAUACAUUUGAAUACAUGGCUGGGUCAGACAUGACAUAUGGAGGGUUUAACUGGAAGCUUAAUUUUCGCUGGUAUCCUGUUCCUCAGAGAGAGAUGGACAGAAGGAAAGGAGACAGAACCUUGGCUGUAAGGACCCCUACUAUGGCUGGUGGCCUAUUUUCUAUUGACAGAAACUACUUUGAAGAGAUAGGAACUUACGAUGCAGGAAUGGAUAUCUGGGGUGGAGAAAAUCUUGAAAUGUCUUUUAGGAUUUGGCAGUGUGGAGGCUCCCUGGAGAUUGUAACAUGCUCUCAUGUUGGACACGUGUUCCGUAAGGCAACCCCUUAUACUUUUCCUGGUGGCACUGGUCAUGUAAUCAACAAGAACAACAGGAGACUAGCAGAGGUCUGGAUGGAUGAGUUUAAAGACUUCUUCUAUAUAAUAUCCCCAGGUGUUGUCAAAGUGGAUUAUGGUGAUGUGUCAGUCAGAAAAGCACUGAGAGAAAAUCUGAAGUGUAAACCCUUUUCAUGGUACCUAGAAAACAUCUAUCCAGACUCCCAGAUUCCAAGACGCUAUUAUUCACUUGGUGAGAUCAGAAAUGUUGAAACCAACCAAUGUUUGGAUAACAUGGGCCGCAAGGAAAAUGAAAAAGUGGGUAUAUUCAACUGCCAUGGCAUGGGAGGAAAUCAGGUAUUUUCUUUUACUGCUGAUAAAGAGAUCCGCACAGAUGAUUUAUGCUUGGAUGUUUCUAGACUCAAUGGCCCUGUGAUCAUGUUGAAGUGCCAUCAUAUGAGAGGAAAUCAGCUCUGGGAAUAUGAUGCUGAGCGGCUCACAUUGCGGCAUGUCAACAGCAACCAGUGUCUCGAUGAGCCAUCUGAGGAGGACAAAAUGGUUCCAACCAUGAAGGACUGCAAUGAAAGUCGUUCCCAACAGUGGCUGCUACGUAACAUGACCUUGGGUGCCUAAAGCUAAAGAGACUUCCCAUGUUCCUUCAGACCUUGCAAAGUGUCUAGGCUUUCAUUCUUCACUUAUUUGAAUCAGAAGAAAGGAUAUUCCUCUUCCUUUGUUCUUGGUGAAAUGAAAGGCUUUGAAGCCCUCUUAGAAGUCCAGCUAUCAGAGCAAAGUCAUUUGUUUUUUGCUUGUUAUGGCAUGUUUGCACAUGCCCCUUUGAAAGUUGUCCUUUCAAAAGAAGCACAUUAGAAGCUAUAAAUAGCAUAAUAUAUGCUACUAUCAAUACCAGACACACUUGGAAAAGUAUUUCCAGAAAGACCUUUGAGCCUAAUAUCAAAAGGUUUGGGGGUUUUGUUUUCUGGUUAUGUCACAUAAUAUUGCUUGAAAGUGACAGGAUGUGAAAUGCCUUAUGACACUAACUUACAUUGUGAAAGAUUAUAUCAGUUCUUUUAUAAAUGUAAUGUAUUUGUUCUGGCCCUCCAUAGCAACAUGAUGAGGAUAUUAGUUGCUCUCUAGUGUCAUUUGGCACUCAGUGAAGUAUUAAACUGAAAGGGUUACUGAGCAGUAAAUUUACUGUACAUAACGAAUGUUUCAUGUUUUGUGCCAGGAACAAUGAAAUCGCUAUACAUAAUAGUUCUUUAUAAAAGCAGCAAAAUGGAACAAAUACAGUAAGAAACGGAUACUAUAUAAUAAAUGAAACUUCAGCAAAAAACAUUUGAAUGAUAUUAAAGAGAGUGGGCAGCAUACAUGAGUAACCCAGAUUAAUGCAAAUUGGAAUUGCCCAUGUAUCCUCUACAAUAGAAAGACAAAUCACUAUGGGCCUCAUUUACCUGUGUGCACUUCCACUAACCCCAAAUGGCUGCAUGGCCGGAGAAUGGAACUGGUAGCAGAAUUUUGCCAUCUGAGUCAAAAGUUAGGCUGAAGCUCAAUCUGUAGCUUCUGGCUUUGAGCAUAAAUAUCUCAGCAGACUGCCUAAUGUAUACAAGGCCAUCCAAAGUUUGGAGAUCCCCACAAUACCUAUGCACAAAGGGACAGACUAUGGACGGAGUUUGAGCUCUAACUCUGAACUUUCUUGCUUUAAUAGGUUUAUGAUAGAUGCUUAUUUAUAUUUUAAAAUAAUAGUUUGUCUCUUAAUUUCUUUUCUCUUUUCUUUACAUGGCUAUUAAAAAUGUGCUGCUGAUCGAGCAGUAGUAUCAAAGGCUUCAUAGGAACUAAUACCAUCUCAACACACACAGUAAGAGUUUGCAAAAGUGGUUUGUGUUGUUUUAAUACAUGUCCAUAACACAGACAUUUAAGCUAAUCCCUCUAGCGCGUAUCACCACAUAAUGGAUCUGCUAUAAAAAUGCUUGGACUCUGUGCAAUAGGCUUAAUGUAUGUCAUUUGCCCAGGGGCAUAAGGGUCAUGGGAGGUCCCAGCACAGCAGAACCAGGAAUAGAGCAGCAGCCACAGAAGGGCUGGUGAGCAAUAUGGCAGCAUCCUACCCAGGAAUAGGAGAUAGAUUCUGUCCCAACCAACCACCCACACUUCCCCAAACACAGCCUGUUGCAUUGUGUUAGGAGCGGGAAGAUGAAACUGACUUCAUUUUCUGUGUACUGGCUCCUUUGGUGAAAGUAUAUUACCAGUACCAUGUAUUUGCACACUAUGGAUUGAUAUUUCAUGCACAUUUUCUUGAUAUAGAUCAUUAAAUGAAUACCAAAUGCAUAUUAAAUUUGAAAAAUCAUUACUAUGCAUACACAGUAGCUGCUUUUCAAGCCCUCAUAUCUUGUCUUUUUUUUAAGACACACAAAUUGUUCACAUUAUAGCUUAACAGCUAUCAAAACUGAACAGGGCUAUAAUUUUACUACAUGAAAGGAACAUUACAAAAUCACAAACAAAAUCAUUUAAAUGCCGAGCUUAAUGCAGAACAAAUUAUUGCAUUUUUCAAUCAUCGCCUUUCAAAGGCCUGUCGGCCCCUGCACACCCUUAUCUCAAAAUUCAUGCUGAUAGAUCCCUUAUUUGGCUAGGUACCUUGAUAGUGCCCCUGUAACAAUAGUGGUGCUGGUGGGAACUACUAGCAUGUUUAACACCAUUUAGCAAUGUUAGAGGAGUGCAUAUGGUAUCUUUUUUUUUUUAACCUCUAAUAUUCUUAUUGAAUAAUAUCUCACUUAUCUAAUUGCAACUUGUAGCAGUUGCUAAGUGCAGUUGCACUGUACAUUUAUGAUUGUGCAGUUGCACUGUACAUUUCUGAUUGUGCAGUAUUAUCAACAUUAUUGGAAAGUAAUGAGAGAAUGGUACAGUAUCUAAGUUGAUUUCAAGAGUUGAGUCUCAAAUACAGAAACUGUUCGACCUUUCUUUGCCAAGCAUGCAGUACUACAGUGUUUAAUACCUUUUUAUCUGUAUAAAGUGGAUUGUGGCAAUGAAUUUGGACUGUUAUACUCCUUGAUUACAGUUGAUGCAUCUUUAUUAUAUCAACAGCUGCACUGCUAUAUUAUAUACGAGUUGCUUGACUAAAAAAAAAGAAAAAAUACAUGUUUUAUUUUAUGCUUAUUUAUGGAUAAUGACACUGAGGGCACGUCUUUGCUACCCGCCGAUCCGGCGGGUAGCAAUCGAUCUAUUGGGGAUCGACUUAUCGCGUCUAGUGAAGACGUGAU
Trachemys scripta elegans is the source of this 4789-nucleotide messenger RNA. It is a transcript of the gene GALNT13, whose product is annotated as polypeptide N-acetylgalactosaminyltransferase 13. NCBI's taxonomy places the organism in Eukaryota, Metazoa, Chordata, Testudines, Emydidae. The record is from RefSeq and is a predicted model, not a curated record. The transcript is spliced from 13 exons. Gene Ontology annotation, cellular component: Golgi apparatus. Bases 504 to 2174 code for a protein of 556 amino acids.